Penicillium subrubescens is the source of this 372-nucleotide messenger RNA. RefSeq lists its product as uncharacterized. The record is from RefSeq and is a predicted model, not a curated record. Bases 1 to 372 code for a protein of 123 amino acids. The transcript has a single exon. Lineage: Eukaryota; Fungi; Ascomycota; Eurotiomycetes; Eurotiales; Aspergillaceae.
AUGGGCGUGAGUCGUCGUCAUACAGCAAACAGCAACAUUAAACCUGACUAUGACGCUAUCAUGGUCCUCGCAGAAAGUGCCAUCGAGGACUUCUCUGGUGAGGUGAACAGAGGGGUGGAAGAGGUACUCGCGAAGAUGUCGGUUAAGGUCUGCGAAGCAGUCGAAGCGGCAAUCAAAAAAACGUCGAAUGCAGGACCCAGCGCCGUGAGUACGAGAAAAGAAGCCAAUCCGAUAGCCCCCCGGUUCCCCGUCAAUGCUGGCAGCACCCUCAAGAAUACUUCGACGAACGACUGCGCCAAAAGACAGCCAGAGGAGCGGGCACCAGCCCCCGAACGAAUUUUGCCAGCAGCAAGAGACCAGUGUACUUAUUGA